Molecule: messenger RNA, 1971 nt
Organism: Thermothielavioides terrestris NRRL 8126
Lineage: Eukaryota; Fungi; Ascomycota; Sordariomycetes; Sordariales; Chaetomiaceae
Exons: 3
Coding region: 389-1786 (465 amino acids)
Cellular component (GO): cytosol
Molecular function (GO): argininosuccinate lyase activity
Source: RefSeq, a predicted model, not a curated record
GUUACCGCUGCUAUGUGUGUUUGGUUGACAGAAGACUGACAGUGUGGGCGAAUUGCUGCGCGCACUGAGUGGGGUUCCCUCAGGUUGUUCUUCCUUCCGCAUCAUUGAGCCCGGGCAUCGCUGGUUCUGCCGCUGCUGCUGCAGUAAAUAACAACACACGAUGCAAUCAAAAUCUGUGACUGGGAGAAAGGCCUGGCGGGUGUGGAAGAGGAGGGAGAAAAUUUACGGCGGAGUGGUUGAGUCACACAGCCGGCGCUGAUAAGCCUUGGGUGGUUACUCCUUAUCUCCACCGCAGCGGCCGAUCAAGCAACCGAAAGCGGCACCCCAACUUUUUUUGGUGCAGAGCUGCGAUCCCGCAACCGACGAACCACUCAUCCACGGCAUCCCAAUGGCUCCCACGACAGCACCCACCCUUCUAUGGGGUGGCCGUUUCUCCGGCGCAAUCGAUGAUCUGAUGUUCCAGUUCAACGAGUCGCUCUCGUUCGACAAGGCGCUCUACAAGGCCGACAUCCAGGGCUCCAUCACCUGGGCCAAGGCGCUGCGCAAGCUCGACAUUCUCUCGGACGACGAGCUCGACAAGAUCGUGUCGGGCCUGCGGCAGGUCGAGCAGGAGUGGGAGCAGGGCAAGUUCGUCAUCGACGCCAAGUCGGACGAGGACAUCCACACGGCCAACGAGCGCCGCCUCGGAGAGCUGAUCGGCCCGAGCGCCGGCAAGCUGCACACCGGCCGCUCCCGCAAUGAGCAGGUCGGCGUCGACAUGCGCCUCUGGGCCGGCGAGCAGCUGGCCGACAUCGCCGCCGCCCUGAAGGGUCUGCUCUCCGUCUGCGCCGCCAGGGCCCGCGAUGCGCUCCCCAUCCUGAUGCCGGGAUACACACAUCUGCAGCGCGCCCAGCCGGUCCGCUUCUCGCACUGGCUGCUGUCGCACGCCACCUUCCUCAAAGGCGAUCUCCAGCGCCUGGAGGGCGUCCGGGAGCGCGUCUCGACGUGCCCGCUCGGCGUCGGCGCCCUCGCGGGCAACCCGUUCGGCAUUGACCGCGAGUUCAUGGCCAAGGACCUCGGCUUCCGCUCGGUGCAUCCCAACAGUCUGUGCGCCGUUGCCGACCGGGAUUUCGUCGUCGAGAUCCUGCAGUGGGCCAGUCUCCUGAUGGCGCACCUCAGCCGCCUCGCCGAGGACUUGAUCCUCUUCUCGAGCGCCGAGUUCGGCUUCGUGCAGGUGGCCGAUGCCUACAGCACGGGCAGCAGUCUGAUGCCCCAGAAGAAGAACCCCGACAGCCUGGAGCUGAUCCGGGGCAAGGCGGGCAGGGUGAUGGGGCAGGCUUCCGGCUUCCUGGCCUCGCUGAAGAGUCUUCCGACUUCGUACAACAAGGACCUCCAAGAAUCGGUCGAGCCGAUGAUCGACUGCGUCAAGACGGUUUCCAACUGCGUGCGCAUCACCCAGGGCGUGCUGGCCACGCUCAAGAUCAAUGGCGACAAGAUGAAGGCUGCGCUGACGGACGACAUGCUCGCUACCGACGUCGCCGACUACCUGGUCCGCAAGGGCGUCCCCUUCCGCCAGACCCACCACAUCGCGGGCGCCAUCGUCCGCAAGGCCGAGGAGGCUGGCGUGUCCAUCUCGGCGCUGCCGCUCAAGGAUCUCAAGGAGAUCUCGCCGCUGUUUGAGGACGACGUCGCCCAGGUGUUUGACUUUGAGAGGAGCGUCGAGCAGAGGUCUACGUACGGCGGCACGAGCAGGAGCUCCGUGCUGGCGCAGAUUGAUGCGAUCGAAGCCUUUGUGGGCAGCAGCUAGAGGCGAACGGAUAACCUCUUCUUCUUUAUGAGUGUACACAAAAAAUGCACGUCCAACGGCAAACACCGAGUUUGCGAGACGCGGGGACAGCGGUUUAGCGGGCACUGAAAAAAAAUAGAUGCGGAGAUGGCCAGGGCUGCUUUUCUCUCGCGGAGACGGCGGUUGGCCGACUGUGCCGGUUGUCC